Salvia hispanica is the source of this 2090-nucleotide messenger RNA. RefSeq lists its product as uncharacterized. Lineage: Eukaryota; Viridiplantae; Streptophyta; Magnoliopsida; Lamiales; Lamiaceae. Gene Ontology annotation, molecular function: RNA binding. The record is from RefSeq and is a predicted model, not a curated record.
UACCACCUCAUCCCUAAUUCUCUCUCUUCUGCCCAAUCUAGGGUUUUUACGUCUCUCCUUCCCCCUCUAAUUUCCGGCAGAAAUGGCAGAUGAGGCCGCUUACGCUACCGGAGGCGAAUCGAACAAGCGCAAGUAUGAUGAUUCCCCACCACCUGUGGGCCGCAGGUCGACGGGGUUCUCGUCGGCUCCCGAUUCCGCCGCACCUCCGCCUUCGUACAGCAACGUUCCGCCGCCAAUGAACGAGAUCGAGCUCGCUAAACAGAAGGCGCAGGAGAUAGCUGCGAGGCUUUUGAACAACGUCGACCCUUCGAAGAGAGCCAGAGUUGAUAACGGAGCUGGCGCCGGUGGAUAUGAUGCUGUUGAUACAGGUGUUAGCCACAAACAUCCAGGUUUAGGUCUUGGUGGUCCAGCACAAAGUGCUUCAUAUGGUUACCCAGGUCCGAGCAAGAAAAUUGAUAUUCCAAAUGGAAGGGUUGGUGUGAUAAUUGGCAAAGGUGGCGAGACUAUCAAGUACCUCCAACUACAGUCAGGAGCUAAGAUUCAGGUCACCAGAGACAUGGAUGCAGAUCCUAACUCUACUUCAAGAGCAGUUGAGCUCACAGGAACUCCUGAUCAGAUAGCCAAAGCAGAGCAAUUGAUCAAUGAUGUUCUUUCUGAGGCUGAUGCAGGUGGUUCUGGAAUAGUCUCCCGGCGGUUGACUGGGCAGCAAUCUGGGGCCGAUCAAUUUGUUAUGAUGAUCCCUAAUAAUAAAGUGGGACUUGUUAUUGGUAAAGGAGGUGAAACUAUAAAAAGUAUGCAAGCAACAACUGGAGCUCGUAUCCAGGUCAUACCUCUUCAUCUCCCCCCGGGUGAUAUGUCAAAGGAGAGGACAGUGCAAAUUGAAGGAACUAGCGAACAAAUUGAAGCUGCAAAACAGUUGGUUGAAGAAGUUACCAGUGAGAACCGCAUGAGAGGUCAAUCGAUGUCUGGAGGGUAUUCCCAGCAAGGUUAUCAAGCUAGGCCACCUACUAACUGGGGACACUCAGGCCCAGCUGGGCAACAACCUGGUUAUGGCUAUGUCCAGCCUGGUGCAUACCCUGGUCCACCACAAUAUGGCAUGACUCAACCACCGUACUCCGGUUAUCCUCCUCAAGCCGCAUCCGGUGGGUAUGGAGCUGGCUGGGAUCAAUCAUCAACUGCUCCUCAAAAUCAGCAAGCUGCUCAGGGAGGUGGCUAUGAUUAUUACAACCAACACGCACCAUCCCAGCAACAGCAAGCUCAUGGGGGGCCUGCUGCCCCGACCGAUGCUUCGGGAUAUGGCUACAGUCAGGCCGCCUACAGUCAAGGACAAGGCGGCUACGGCCAAGAUGGUUAUGGUGGUUAUCAUGCAGCUCAAUCUGGCUACGGCCAGCAACAGCAGAAUCCCAGUGCUGGAUAUGAUCAACAGCAGCAAAGCUACAACUCUGCGUAUCCAACACCCGAUGGUCAAACUCAAGGCGACCCCAAUCAAGCACCUGCGUCUGCGCAGUCAUACAACGCCGGUGGUCAACCCAGCCCAAACCCAAAUUAUCCACAUCAAGCUUCCAGCCAGCCCGGUUAUGGAGCACAGAGUGGCUAUGGGACCCAACCACCUUAUGGAAACUAUGCGACACCUCAGUCUCAAAAACAAGGCAGUCAGCCCACUGCAUAUGCACAGCCUCAGCAAUCACCUAGUGCACAAGGUGGUGCAUAUGCUCAGCCUGGCUAUCCUCGUUCUCAGCCCCCUCCUACCCAGGCUAGCUAUGCUCAUGCAGAUUCAGGUGCCCAGCGACCUCCAUCGUCCGGUUACCCAGCAGCAGCAGCUCAACCUGGCUACGGUCAACAGCAGCCCGCACAAUAUGGUAGUGCUUAUGACGCCACCCCGCCUCAAGCGGCCCAAUCCACUGGGGCUGCCAAAGCAUCACCUCCCAGUUGAUUGAGUAGAGUAGAGUCAAGACGUGUUUUUCAUGCUCUUAUAUUGUUGUAUUUGUUAUGGCUCGUAUGAUAUUGUGUUCUAAUUAGGUUUCUAGUGUACAAUGGAUCCUUGUUUUUGUUUUACUGAGUUGCAACAACUGGAAAUUGUGUUGAGCGCA